Parascedosporium putredinis is the source of this 936-nucleotide messenger RNA. NCBI's taxonomy places the organism in Eukaryota, Fungi, Ascomycota, Sordariomycetes, Microascales, Microascaceae. The record is from the annotation of a GenBank genome assembly.
AUGUUUGGCAUACCGAACGCAAAGAGGGUAAGGAGGAGCGAGUUGAAUGACCGCUCCUCCGUUAGUUCUGACGAGUCUGAUGAGGUUUCCCGAGAUCGCCUGCGUGAGACACUCCACGCCAAACUGGCCAACAGCUUUGCCUGGGAUCCCAUCCCGGCACCGAAGGCCGCGUCCGCCCCGCCACAGACGCCAUCAGUACAUUCCAGAACAAUUCCUACAACCAUGAGUGGCAAUGUUAGCCAGCCCAAGGAUCUUGCCGGCGAGGGCCGAGAGGAAUCCACGGCAACGGAUGAAGAGCAAGAUGAGCCUCCUCCGGAGGAGUUUGAGUUUCGUCUCUUUGGUGGCCCCGGACUUGCCGCUACGAAGAUCGUUCUGGAGAAGGACCGGCCCUACAAGCCCGGUGAGGGGACGAUCGUGUCGAGGCGUCCCAUCUCCUUCUACUUUUCCCGGCCAGCCACGGGCAACGCGCGAGCGCGGUACGAAGCCUCGGUCAUGACGUUUGACCAGAUCAUGGAGCGAAGCCGACAGAGGCUCUGGGGACUAGAACGGCCGUGGAAAACCAUUGCCACCAUUAACAUUUCAUCCAAGGGCAAGGCAAAAGGUCCCUCAAACACUGCUACGGUAGCCGCCGCCGAUGGGGAUGAAAUGAAAAGGACGAGGAAGCGACCAGGAAAGAAGAUGCGAAUCAAGAAGCGGAAGAUGGCCGAAGUGAGCAAGGAGAGACGGGCAGCGGAGGAAAAGGCUAAGCUAGACAAGGAAGAGCACCUCAAGGCCAAGAAGAAGAGGCUGAAUCUUGUCAAAAAGCUCAGGUCGAGAGCCAAGGCGAAGGAGAAGAAGCAAGCUGCGAGGGACGCGGCUGCUAAAGAAACCACAGAGGCAGAGGGCACGGCGUUGGAAAAAGAAGGGAGCCCUGCGUCUAGCAAUACCCUCGAUUAA